Messenger RNA from Triticum turgidum subsp. durum (durum wheat), 753 nucleotides. The record is from the annotation of a GenBank genome assembly. Lineage: Eukaryota; Viridiplantae; Streptophyta; Magnoliopsida; Poales; Poaceae.
AUGCAGGGCGGCGGUGGCUGCGGGAUGGGGGAGACCGCGGCGGCGGCGGUGCCGGCCAAGAACCACAGCGGCGGUGUUGGUGAGGGCGCCGGCGUGGAGGUGGAGGAGGGGCCUCGUUUCCGGCGGGUGUGCGUGUUCUGCGGGAGCAGCUCCGGGAAGCGCAGCAGCUACCGCGACGCCGCCGUCGAGCUCGCCAAGGAGCUGGUUGCUCGUGGGAUGGAUCUGGUGUACGGCGGGGGCAGCCUGGGGCUCAUGGGGGAGGUCUCAGAGGCCGUCCACAAGGGCGGCGGCCACGUCAUCGGCGUCAUACCUACCACUCUCAUGGGCAAGGAGAUCACCGGGGAGACGGUGGGGGAGGUGGUGGCGGUGUCAGGGAUGCACGAGCGGAAGGCGGCCAUGGCGCGCAACGCCGACGCCUUCAUCGCACUGCCCGGCGGCUACGGCACCCUGGACGAGCUGCUCGAGGUCAUCACCUGGGCGCAGCUCGGCAUCCACACCAAACCAGUGGGGCUGCUGAACGUGGAUGGGUACUACGACUUCCUGCUGGCCUUCAUCGACAAGGCGGUGGACGACGGCUUCAUCCGACCAUCCCAGCGCCACAUCUUCGUCAGCGCGCCCGACGCCAGGGACCUCGUCCACAAGCUCGAGGAGUACGCGGCGGUGGAGGAGGAGGACCCGGCGGCGCCCAAGCUGCGGUGGGAGAUCGGGCAGGUCGGCUACAACGCCACGCUCCACGCAGGGAUCGCCCGCUGA